Messenger RNA from Neoarthrinium moseri, 1092 nucleotides. RefSeq lists its product as uncharacterized. NCBI's taxonomy places the organism in Eukaryota, Fungi, Ascomycota, Sordariomycetes, Amphisphaeriales, Apiosporaceae. The record is from RefSeq and is a predicted model, not a curated record. Bases 1 to 1092 code for a protein of 363 amino acids. The transcript has 4 exons.
AUGGCGACAAAGACCGACUACCAGGUUGCCUCGCUGGCAGCCGGCUUCACCAUUGGAUUCGGUUUCUUGACGGUAUGGGAGGCGGCGAAACAGACAAGGAGGAACAAGAAUCCCCUCAGGAGUUCGUACAUCUACAUGGUAUGGGGGGAAAUUGUCGCCAAUCUCUGCAUUGCUGUCAUCGGUUGGGUGUUCCUCGAUGGUAUCUUUGGACCUACCGUCCCUGUCCUUUUCUUUAUCUUAUUCCUAUGGGUUUUCGAAGUUCAGCUCCUGAUGCAGAUCAUCAUCAACCGGAUAGCUAUUAUCCACGAGAGUCCUAAACAUGUCGCAUGGAUGAAAUGGGGAACGGUAGUCAUCAUCACAACCAUCAAUAUCCUCGUGUUCUGCAUUUGGAUUCCCGCCCACACCAACCCUCCGGCUAGCGAAUUGUUUGUUCAUAUCAAUGAGUACUGGGACAGGAUAUCCAAGGUUCUCAUUCUGAUUGUAGACGCCGGCCUGAACUGGUAUUUCCUAAGGGUGGUCAAGAAGCGUCUCCUGGAUCACUAUGGCCUAGUCAAGUACAAGCCACUUGUCAGCUUCAACGCAAAGCUCAUGGUUGUUUCUAUUCUCAUGGACGUCAUGUUGAUUGGACUCAUGUCUCUACCCAACCAAGUGGUCUACAUCCAGUUCCACCCUGUGGCAUACAUGGUCAAGCUCAACAUUGAAAUGUCCAUGGCCUCGCUCAUUACGCGCCUAGCCCGCACUGGCGCCAACGACGUCCAUAUGAACACCCUCUCCGAAUCGGACCGCCGGCGUGCAUAUGGCACUGACGAACACACCCAUACCAGCCGCGAUGUCGGCCUCAAGUCGUUUACACAGUCCAGGGUUCGAGGAGGACUCGAAGCGCAGGAUAACGAUUUUGCCGGCAUCCAAAGGACCGUGGAUUUCAAUGUCACGGUACAACAGGCGAGCCCUUCAGAAAGCACCCGCAAGGGACAUGUAACGUUCGACAAGAUGGAUGACGAAGUAUCUCUGACGCACCAUGCCGGCCACCCUACCGCCAGUAUCAAGGAGGUUGACGGACGGAGCUCAUCAGCAAGCGAAAAGUCCCGCUAA